Messenger RNA from Phacochoerus africanus (Common warthog), 2116 nucleotides. RefSeq names its product claudin 8 (gene CLDN8). The record is from RefSeq and is a predicted model, not a curated record. NCBI's taxonomy places the organism in Eukaryota, Metazoa, Chordata, Mammalia, Artiodactyla, Suidae. Gene Ontology annotation, cellular component: bicellular tight junction; plasma membrane. Gene Ontology annotation, molecular function: structural molecule activity. The transcript has a single exon. Gene Ontology annotation, biological process: bicellular tight junction assembly; cell adhesion. The coding region runs from base 200 to 877 and encodes 225 amino acids.
UCAGUAGGGGGCACCUCAGGCAGCCGACACUGGAUUUAAUCUAGUUAGAAGUAGCAAAACAGCUCUCAUUUGAAAAACUGCUGAGCUCUGAGUUCAGCACUGCAGGAAAACUCUUCUCCUCCGGGGCUCCGAGAACCUUGCUUCAGAGAAGCCCUGCCAGCUCUGGAGUCCUGUGGGAUUAACUCCAUCCAGGAGCAGAAUGGCCAGCAAUGCCCUGCAGAUCGCCGGACUGGUGCUUGGUGGUGUUGGAAUGGUGGGCACAGUGGCUGUCACCGUCAUGCCUCAGUGGAGAGUGUCUGCCUUCAUUGGAAGCAACAUUGUGGUUUUUGAAAACCUCUGGGAAGGACUGUGGAUGAACUGCAUGAGGCAUGCCAACAUCCGAAUGCAGUGCAAGAUCUACGAUUCCCUGCUGGCUCUCUCUCCGGACCUACAGGCGUCUAGAGGACUGAUGUGCACUGCCUCCGUGCUGUCCUUCCUGGCAUUCAUGACGGCCAUCCUGGGCAUGAAGUGCACCAGAUGCACGGGCGACGACGAGAAAGUGAAGAGCUACAUCCUGCUGACGGCUGGAGUGCUCUUCGUCCUCACGGGCUUCGUGGUGCUCAUCCCCGUGAGCUGGGUGGCCAAUUCCAUCAUCAGAGAUUUCUACAACCCAAUAGUGGACAUUGCCCAAAAGCGGGAGCUCGGAGAAGCCCUUUACAUAGGCUGGACGGCAGCGCUCGUGUUGAUUGCUGCAGGGGCCCUGUUCUGCUGUAUUUUUUGUUGCAGUGAGAAGAGCCAUAGCUACAGAUACUCCAUACCUUCCCAUCGAACAACCCAAAGGAGCUAUCACAUGGAAAAGAAGUCCCCGAGUGUGUACUCCAGAAGUCAGUAUGUAUAGUUGUGUGCGUCUCUCUUUGAACUGCCUAGAAAGCCAUGCUGAUGAGAAAAAGGUCUACUAUUUUCUAAAAAUGGAACCCAAAGAAACAUUGAUUUGCUGUUCUUGACUGCCUGACAUUAAUUACAGGAACUCUUCAUCAGCUCUUUAUGAUUCCAUAAGUGAUUUCAGCCGAAUGAGGUAUUAUACACAUUGAUCGUUCUAGAAGAUACAGUAAUUUGUUUUCUAAAAAGGGUCACACAUUUUUUUCCUUUUAUCAGUUACUUCAAAAUGACAUUGUUUGAAGACAGUUAUUUUACAACCGUGAUUUCUCUGUGACAUAGCGUUAUGUAUAUAGAUGAGAGUGACGUUUCUAUCUCACAUAAAUAGAGAUGGGCUUAUAUGGUUCUAUUUUAAAUGAAAUACUGAUUCAUUACACUGAAUAAAUAGAAUUCAACUAUUGCCUUUCAGGGGGACCGGGGAUAAGAUUGAAGAAGGUUAAUAUUAAUUGUUUAAAAAUGGCUUAGUGAUGAAUGCACUUGAUUUAUAAUGAAGGUUAAAAUGAAGGCUUUAAUCAGCAGUGUAAAGGGAACUAAAUGGCUUUCUGAUAUCCUGUUUUUCAGCCUAGGAGUCAGAAAUCCUAACUCCUUUAUCCUCAUUCCCUAGAGGCCUUUCUUUUCUUGUAUAUUAAAUGAACAUCUUUUAAAAGGCAGAUAUUUUGUCAAGGGGCUUUGCAUUCAAACUGCUUUUCCAGAGCUAUGCUAGGAACAGAGAUAAAAGUAUAGUCUAAGAAACAUUAAAGAUCUUAGGAAAGUGAAUUUGUUGUCUUUUAAGUUUUGUGGUUAGAGCAGGAUGUAUUUUGACAAGAAAUCGCAUAUAAGAAGAUGUUAAUAUAAACUAUUUGUAUACAGACUUCGAGCUUUUAUUAACAUAAGUAACAGGACAAAAAAAAAUAGUAUAUCUUUGUUUUUAUUUGCUUACCAAAAACCAAAAUCCAGUUGUCUUUUGUGAACACCAUCUUCUAUGUGGAUACUUAUGUCAAAAUUGUCAUUUUAGUACAAUCGAAGAUAAAAUUUUCACGUUUUCCACUUCUGUUCGGUUUUACCAAAGUAUAGAAUAACUAUAUCUUUGUGUUUCCCCCAAAUUUGAUACAACUAUUAAUCUGAUUUGAAAGUUUAUAUCUACAUUUUUCCAUCUUAAAUGACUAUGUGUGUUAUCUGUUUUAUGUCCUUUGUAUUAAUAAAUUGUGCCUUUUUAUAUUAA